Colletotrichum siamense is the source of this 4248-nucleotide messenger RNA. Its product is annotated as putative cytochrome b5. The coding region runs from base 1 to 4248 and encodes 1415 amino acids. Gene Ontology annotation, molecular function: heme binding. The record is from RefSeq and is a predicted model, not a curated record. The transcript has 10 exons. Gene Ontology annotation, cellular component: intracellular membrane-bounded organelle; membrane. Lineage: Eukaryota; Fungi; Ascomycota; Sordariomycetes; Glomerellales; Glomerellaceae.
AUGAACAACAACCGCGUCGACCCAUGGAAGAAGCACUAUGUCACGGGCACCCUCCCGCAGCUCAACAACGACAGGCUAUCAUGGCUGGAUCCCAUGUUCCCCUCAAUGGACCCCCUCACGCUGCAGCUCGACCCGCCCAGCACCAACGCGCUCCCGAAGCCGUCGCCGGCCGAGCUCGACGACCUCUUCCUGUCGGAGCGUCUGCAGAAGCACUUCAUGUACGGCCUGACGACGUGGGAGGCCGCGAUUCUGGCCAGCGCCGAGGACUACACGGCGUACGGCGAGAGCGACCACACCACGGCCAACGACCUGCACGUGGACGAGGAUUCGUGGCUGCGCGUGUGGCAGAAGUACCGCUGGAGGAUCGACUUUGUGCAGCAGAAUCACUGGACCGGGAAUGCGGGUAGGAACUGGACGGUGGAUAACCCGUUUCUGUGGAAGGAGCUGUCGAAGUGCAUUCAGCUGGCGGAUAAUAUCUUGCGGGUGUCUGCGACAGAGCCAUGGCUGCGCAUGUUACUAUCCAAAGACGGCCUCGAAUCUGUCAAAGUCGAAGUGCCGUAUGGCUCUAAAAAUUGGGAGCAAAUCUGGCGCGUCAAGAACGACACCUCAUUCAUGACAACCACACAAGCAGUGCUCGACUUCUUCGAGGACCCAGAGUUCUACACGGCCAUUCUAUGGGCUUUCAAAGACCACUCUACCAACUUUGUCGCCUCAGAGAAUGGCUCGGCCGAAGUUGGGACGACCCAUCAGACCUACAAUGCGCAUCGCAGGCUGUCGCCAAUCACCUUGGAUAUCGUGUAUUUGCAGACGAUGCUUGACCCGUCCGCUACAGCGGUGUCAAAGAGGCUGGCCCUGCAUCUUCAGGCUCUUACUAUUGUACACGAACUCAUGCACGCGGUCAACCUAGAAAUUCGAAGCAGACCUAAUCCCGGAUUGAAGCAACCAACGCUCACCUUAGGCGGGCAUGCAAAACAUGAAAUUUUCGGAGCCAGGGAAUAUUACCCCGAGAUGGGCCACUCCUGGGAAGGGUCGGCUCUCGGCGGCUCCCUCUUCGGCAUCGAGUCCCUCGAGACCGGGUCCCAUUACAGGAACUCCAACGCAGCAGGCAUCAUCGCCGGCCUCGCCGUAUGGCCGAACAUCAACAGCCACACCUGGCACGAGACGUACGGCAUCGCCCUCUGCAUCCCCUCGUACCGUACAACCUGGCCAGCCCCGGCCCUAUGGGCCACCUCGUUCCGCUCGGGCGAAUUCUGGAACAGAAUCGUGCCCAAAUACGGGCCCGGCGCCCUCAAGAUGCCCAAGCCUCUUGUCGACGUCACCAUCGAAGACGCUCCGUUCAAAUCCGCCGGCGGCGCCGUGCCAUCGCAGGCGAGGUGGGUGAUGGGCUAUAUCCCGCCUGAGUGGCAUCGCAAGUCGCUGGGCACUCUGGCGCGGCGGCUCACUUCCCGUCGUCGGGCAUACCAGACAAGGAGGCCAUGGUUCCCGGACACGUUCGCGAUGUGGCAGAUGACGCCCUGGAGCUGGACCGACUUCCGCCGCGAGCUGAACAUAGCGCUUACCAUCCACUUCGUCCGCAGGGGCCUCGUCGACCAGUUGGACCUGCAGGGCAUGAUCGCCAGACUCAUCCACCCGCUCGUGAUUGGCGUCAAGUUCCCCGAGGGCAGGGUGAGUAUGCAGAUCCCGCCCGGCUUCGAGCACGUCAACAAGGAAUGUGCCGUGCAGGCGUGGUUCUUCCGCGCGAUCGGCAUCCUCAUGAUCGCCGCUCUGCCCGCGCACGACGGGGAGGUGGUGCCGGAGAGGGAGCCCUCGCAUUACAGCAACCCCAACCCGUGGAAGAUCAAGGCCAGCGUGGCGACAACGCUGAACAGCGCUGAGCGGUCGGACCUGUCGGCGGCGAUGAGGUAUCUGUACAGGAACAGACACAAGUACGACGGCUUCCGGAUGGAUAAGAGGCAUCACGCCCCGGACCCGCCUAAGAACAGGCUGAACCUGCGCCGCGACUUGAUCGAGCUGGCGGUGUGCUGCUGGGAUGCGUUCGAGGCAGUCUGCGAUCUGCCUUUAGGGCUGCGCGGUGCUUUCUUCGCCACUGUGAACGACAUGACUGCGCAGCUGAAGGCGGACGUGGGCAAUGAUUACAGAUCAUGGCUUGACUUCAACUUCCGCAUGCCGGAGUACGCUGGUGUAUGGGAGAAUGGGCGAGCGACUGGGUUGGAAAAGUUCAAGGAGGUGCUCAAAGAUGGAUGGGACGCCAUGAGCCCGGCGUUCGGAGAAGAAGCUGCUUUGCGAUUCAACGGGGAGCCAGUGAAGGACCCCGGCCACAUCGAAAUUGAACCGACCUGGGCCAUCGGAUGCGUGGGUAUCGCGGGUGACGUUGUUCCGGUUGACCAGCGUCCCGGAAAAGGCGACUUCAAAUACUUUACCGCAAGCCAGAUAUACGACCAAGCGAUGAAAGAGGGGACGCCUGUGCUCAUUGCUGAAGAAGGGAUUCACCUGAACAUCUUCCUCGUUUCGGAUGUCAAGGAACUCCUGGGCAACAUCACUGAGGAGCAACUGAACACCAUCACGUCAAAGGAGUUCAACGGCCAACAGCUGAAGCCCGAAGCUGUGAAACUACUAAGACAGGCUGCUCCCAACCUUGUGCCGCUGGGAAGGGCGAUGAGAAUCUGGAGAGAGGACGAGAUCGCCCUGUGCGAUGGGACGAACGGCUACCCCUUUUGCGUCCGGAUCGCGGAUAGCAUUUUUGACCUCACUGAUGUUGAUUACCUGGACAAUGCUGGCCCCGACAAGCGCGUCAAUGUCCUGGAAAUCCUCAGGUCGACGCCGGGUGGCAACCCUUCCCAGAAGCUAUUGCAGGCUGGAGUCUUCCCCCGUAAUGUUAGCGAUCAGAUCUCUCGAUAUCGCAUUGGAUAUGUGAAUUCCAAGGUGCCCAGAGCCACCCACAGGCAUCAUGAGAGGACGUUCACGGAGAAGACGCUGCGUCGCUACGAGCUCGUGGAUUCCAGCAUGUAUGUUGCCAUCCAGGACAAGGUGUACGACAUCACAAACUACGUUAUGCUCCACCCCGGAGGCGAAAGGCUCUUGGUCGAGAACGGGGGAAAAGACAUUACCGAGCUAUUCAACAAAUAUCACCCCAAAUCCAAGGACGAAUUGAUAGAAUCAUUGCAAGCCGUGCACAUUGGCAGGAUGGUUGAGAACCGUUCCGAGACAGUCCUUCUCGACGGACUGCCGUCGCCAGAGGUUGUGCAUCAUGACGAGAUCCUGAUUCGCAAUGAGAUCUACUCAGUGCGAGCUCUCAUCGACUCGGCAGAGAACUACCGCUUGGUCGAAGCACUCAGGCCCUACCUGGGCAAAGACGCCACCCAAGCGCUUGCGGCCGAGGACGACGACGAGGGUCCUCUGACAACGUUUGCGCGUAUGAAGGGCUUCAUCGUGGCAAUGACCGACUGUCAAAAGACCGAGCUUCGCAACAUGUCAAUCCCGGAGCUGAGAGGUUUCGACGGACUGGAGGACCGCCUGGCUUAUGUUGCUGUAGAUGGCUUGAUUUACGAUGUGACAGAUGUGAUUGACUUUGGCCACAAUAAUCGGAACUACGAGAAUUUGCGUAACUACGUGGGUCACAGUAUCCAGAGCGACGACGGCUUGGCCGAUUACGUGAAGAACAACUGCGAGCACCGGCUCUGUGCCAGGUUAGUCGAUUUCAGACACGCAGACAGUGGAGCCGAAAAGUUCAUCUGGAAUGCCAAGAGAUGGCGACCGAUGGAGAACUACCCGCCUCUUUGGGGUUACAGACCCCCGAACCCUCCCUCGCCACCACAACCCGACGAAGUCGCGCCUUACCCAUACUUUCAGAUGUUGGAGGACAAGUACGGCGUGCAGGACUUCUUCGACGGCCCUGACGCCAACACCGCCGGCGAGGUGCUCGAUUCCCUCGUCAACCCAGCCGGUGGCUAUGAGGCGGACUCUGACGACUCGGACUCCGCCCAGACCGUCUACGCGGUGCAAUCGUACCAGCCUGUCAUGGCUUCGCGAUAUGGAAGGAACAGGGGCAAGACGGACGUCAAACGCCGGCUUAAGGAGAAGCACAGGAUUCAGCGGCUGCGUGGGAAGAAGACGCCUGGAAUUAGGCCAAGGCCGGAUGAUGGCAGCGUGGGUGUCGAGGAGAGUGUGUGUUCGAAGCGUAAGGUUCAUUUUGCGAAGGAGGAUGGGCCUGAAAAGAGGCGGAAGAUCUUCGAAUACAGCACUGAAUAG